Messenger RNA from Penicillium lagena, 4035 nucleotides. It is a transcript of the gene tcsC, whose product is annotated as putative two-component osmosensing histidine kinase (Bos1). Gene Ontology annotation, molecular function: phosphorelay sensor kinase activity. Gene Ontology annotation, biological process: phosphorelay signal transduction system; cellular hyperosmotic response; phosphorylation. The transcript is spliced from 3 exons. Bases 1 to 4035 code for a protein of 1344 amino acids. The record is from RefSeq and is a predicted model, not a curated record. Gene Ontology annotation, cellular component: membrane. NCBI's taxonomy places the organism in Eukaryota, Fungi, Ascomycota, Eurotiomycetes, Eurotiales, Aspergillaceae.
AUGGCUGCCGCGGACGAAACUCUCGCCGCCGCGACGGCCGUUCUUCAGAACCUGGCGAGAGAGGAACCGACUCCUGGGUCCUCAUCACCCCCAUUUGAUUUUCAAUUCCCUGUGUCGAACGGCACAAAAUCUGCAAGGUUGCCUGGAGAGCCGAGCCCGGCAAAGGCGGCCUUUGAGUCUGAACUGGAGGCCUUGGUGCGCCGGGUGCACCAUCUGGAAUUCCAAGCUGUCAGUCACCAAAAGUCCCCCGACAUUUCCCAACAGGGAUCGCCGUCUGCUUUUGGAUCCAACGAGCAGGCGCCCGAUUUCCUGCGGACCUUUGGGCUCUUUCGCUUGUCGUCCGAUCUUGGUUCUGACUCUUAUUGCCCUCCACAGCAGCAACACUUGAAUCAACCCGGUCGGCGACAGCGAACUCCUGCCCAACCCGAAGAACCACACCCGACGAUCGAGGUUGAUGAAGACGAAACCGAAGACGAGGAUGAAAAUGGAACGCGGACCCGCGUGGUCCGCGAGGAAGACAUCAGCUUUCUCCGCAACCAUGUACAGAAACAGGCCGAGGAAAUCAGUUUCCAGAAGGACAUCAUCGCCCAGGUUCGAGACGAGCUCCAGACGCAAGAAGAGCGCACCCGUCGCGCCCUGACCAAGGUCGAGAACGAAGAUGUCGUCCUCCUCGAACGCGAGCUACGCAAGCACCAGCAGGCUAACGAGGCCUUCCAAAAAGCUUUACGGGAAAUUGGCGGCAUCAUCACCCAAGUCGCCAACGGUGAUCUGUCUAUGAAGGUCCAGAUUCACCCGCUGGAGAUGGAUCCGGAAAUCGCUACUUUCAAACGAACGAUCAAUACGAUGAUGGACCAGCUGCAGGUCUUUGGUAGUGAGGUGUCUCGUGUGGCCCGUGAGGUCGGUACAGAAGGAAUACUCGGUGGUCAAGCCCAGAUCACUGGCGUCCAUGGUAUCUGGAAGGAACUCACGGAGAAUGUCAACAUCAUGGCCAAGAAUCUGACGGAUCAGGUGCGAGAAAUCGCGGCCGUCACUACGGCUGUCGCGCACGGUGAUCUGAGUCAAAAGAUUGAGAGCCGCGCCCAGGGCGAGAUUUUGGAACUGCAACAGACGAUCAAUACCAUGGUAGACCAACUGCGAACCUUUGCAACGGAAGUGACACGAGUCGCGCGUGAUGUCGGUACAGAAGGUGUACUCGGCGGUCAGGCUCAAAUUGAAGGUGUCCAGGGCAUGUGGAACGAACUUACUGUUAAUGUCAACGCCAUGGCGAACAACCUGACUACUCAGGUGCGAGAUAUUGCUACGGUCACUAAGGCUGUGGCCAAAGGUGACCUGACGCAAAAGGUGCAAGCCAACUGCCGGGGAGAAAUUGCAGAGCUGAAAAACAUUAUCAACUCCAUGGUGGAUCAACUGCGGCAGUUUGCACAGGAAGUGACGAAGAUUGCCAAGGAGGUCGGUACAGAUGGUGUCCUGGGUGGUCAAGCUACUGUCAACGAUGUCGAAGGUACAUGGAAGGAUUUGACGGAGAACGUCAACCGCAUGGCCAACAACUUGACUACGCAAGUGCGUGAGAUUGCGGAUGUCACUACAGCAGUCGCAAAGGGCGAUCUGACCAAGAAGGUCACCGCCAACGUCCAAGGAGAAAUCUUGGAUCUGAAGAGCACUAUCAACGGCAUGGUGGACCGAUUGAAUACGUUCGCUUUCGAGGUUAGUAAAGUCGCCCGAGAGGUCGGCACAGAUGGUACCCUCGGCGGACAAGCCAAGGUCGAUAAUGUGGAGGGAAUGCGGAGUAUUUCCGACGUUACCCAGGCCAUUGCAAAGGGUGAUCUCAGCAAGAAGAUUGAAGUGCAUGCCCAAGGAGAAAUCCUCACCCUCAAGGUCACUAUCAAUCACAUGGUGGGUCGACUCGCUAAGUUCGCGACUGAACUGAAGAAGGUGGCCCGCGAUGUCGGUGUCGAUGGCAAGAUGGGUGGGCAGGCCAACGUCGAAGGUAUUGCUGGAACCUGGAAGGAGAUCACGGAGGACGUCAACACCAUGGCCGAAAACCUGACCUCCCAAGUGCGCGCAUUUGGUGAGAUCACUGAUGCUGCCACGGACGGAGAUUUCACCAAGCUCAUCACGGUCAACGCCUCUGGCGAAAUGGACGAGCUGAAGCGCAAGAUCAACAAGAUGGUUUCCAAUCUCCGAGACAGUAUUCAGCGAAACACGGCAGCCAGGGAAGCAGCCGAACUGGCCAACCGCACCAAAUCCGAAUUCCUGGCGAACAUGAGUCACGAAAUCCGAACUCCGAUGAACGGUAUUAUUGGCAUGACGCAACUGACGCUGGAUACGGACGACCUGAAGCCAUAUACACGUGAGAUGUUGAAUGUUGUUCACAACCUGGCGAACAGCUUACUCACGAUCAUUGACGAUAUACUCGAUAUUUCGAAGAUUGAGGCCAAUCGGAUGGUCAUCGAGAGCAUUCCAUUUACCGUUCGGGGCACCGUCUUCAAUGCCCUGAAGACAUUAGCGGUCAAGGCCAACGAGAAGUUCCUCAGUCUGACGUAUCAAGUGGAUAACACUGUUCCCGAUUAUGUGAUCGGUGACCCGUUCCGUCUACGCCAGAUCAUCCUCAACUUGGUUGGCAAUGCCAUCAAAUUCACCGAGCAUGGAGAGGUCAAACUCACCAUUCGCAAGUCCGAUCGGGAGCAGUGCACCGUCAACGAGUAUGCUUUUGAAUUCUCGGUUUCUGAUACCGGUAUUGGUAUUGAGGAAGAUAAGCUGGAUCUCAUCUUCGACACCUUCCAACAAGCCGAUGGGUCAACUACGCGGAGAUUUGGUGGAACUGGAUUGGGUCUCUCCAUCUCGAAGCGUCUGGUGAACCUGAUGGGUGGUGAUGUUUGGGUUACGUCCGAAUAUGGACAUGGAAGUACAUUCCAUUUCACCUGCGUGGUCAAGCUCGCCGAUCAGUCCUUGAAUGUCAUCGCCAACCAGCUCCUGCCGUACAGGAACCACCGUGUUCUGUUCAUUGACAAGGGUCAGAACGGCGCCCAGGCGGCUAACGUCAUGAAGAUGCUCAAGAAGAUCGAGUUGGAACCGUUGGUUGUGCGGAAUGAGGAACAUGUCCCGCCACCGGAGAUUCAAGAUCCCUCUGGCAAAGAAUCGGGCCAUGCAUACGAUGUUAUCAUUGUAGACUCUGUGGACACUGCUCGGAUUCUACGGACGUUUGAUGAGUUCAAAUACAUUCCCAUCGUCCUGGUAUGUCCCCUGGUCUGCGUGAGCUUGAAGUCUGCCUUGGAUCUGGGUAUCAGCUCAUACAUGACCACGCCCUGCCAACCGAUCGAUCUUGGAAACGGCAUGCUUCCGGCACUGGAAGGACGCUCGACACCAAUCACUACGGACAACUCUCGUUCAUUCGAUAUUCUUCUUGCCGAGGAUAACGACGUGAACCAGCAGCUCGCCAUGAAGAUCCUCCAGAAACACAACCACAAUGUCUAUGUUGUUGGCAAUGGUCUGGAAGCCGUGGAAGCCGUCAAGCAACGUCGCUACGAUGUGAUCCUGAUGGAUGUUCAAAUGCCGGUCAUGGGCGGAUUUGAAGCCACCGGCAAGAUUCGCGAGUACGAGCGGGAGAGCGGGUUCCAGCGGACCCCGAUUAUUGCGCUUACGGCCCACGCCAUGUUGGGUGAUCGCGAGAAGUGCAUCCAAGCCCAGAUGGAUGAAUAUCUGUCGAAGCCGCUCAAACAGAACCAGAUGAUGCAGACCAUCUUGAAGUGCGCUACCCUUGGUGGCUCGCUAUUGGAGAAGAGCAAGGAAUCCAGAAUAUCGAGCAGUGGCGAGAUGCAUCCGAUCCACUCGUCCGCCCCUGAAAACAAUCAGAGUCAACAACGGUCAAACCAGCAGCUGAAAAUGGAACCGCUGCCAGACCCGCGACGGCCUGCUGCAGAGACUCGAGCCGUCACCACGGGUCCCGUCACCCGAGGAAGCGCUGCUAGUCCGAAUGAAGGCAAGGACGAAGAAAUGAUUGAUGACCGGGCCUUCCUACGAUCCAACAGCACUUAG